Molecule: messenger RNA, 671 nt
Organism: Gavia stellata (red-throated loon)
Lineage: Eukaryota; Metazoa; Chordata; Aves; Gaviiformes; Gaviidae
Product: maternal embryonic leucine zipper kinase-like
Exons: 7
Coding region: 24-671 (215 amino acids)
Biological process (GO): protein phosphorylation; microtubule cytoskeleton organization; intracellular signal transduction
Cellular component (GO): cytoplasm
Molecular function (GO): ATP binding; tau-protein kinase activity; protein serine/threonine kinase activity
Source: RefSeq, a predicted model, not a curated record
GCGAGAUCCCUGUGCCUCUCAGAAUGGCUCUAGGUGGCUAUGAGGAGAUUCUCAAGUACUACCAGUUACAUGAAACAAUUGGAACAGGUGGGUUCGCAAAGGUAAAACUUGCACGACAUCUUCUCCCUGGUGAAAAAGUUGCAAUAAAAAUCAUGGACAAACUUGCUCUAGGGGAUGACUUGCCUCGUGUUAAAAUAGAAAUUGAUGCCAUGAAGAACUUAAGGCACCAGCAUAUUUGCCAGUUGUAUCACGUGAUAGAGACGUCCCAGAAAAUCUUCAUGGUCUUAGAGUACUGUCCUGGAGGAGAGCUGUUUGAUUACAUAAUUUCUAAGGACCGCCUUUCAGAAGAGGAAGCUCGUGGGUUUUUUCGGCAGAAUGUUUCAGCAAUUGCUUAUGUUCACAGUCAGGGAUAUGCCCACAGGGAUCUCAAACCAGAAAAUCUGCUAAUUGACAAGGAACAUCAUUUGAAGCUGAUAGACUUUGGACUCUGUGCAAAGCCAAAGGGUGGCCUCGAUUACCAUCUGAACACAUGCUGCGGAAGCCCAGCUUAUGCAGCACCAGAGCUGAUUCAGGGCAAAGCAUAUAUUGGCUCAGAGGCUGGCGAAGAAUUUCCCCCGCAGGAGGCAUGCACGCGGGGCAGCAGAGUGUGGGACGCCUGGUGUGGCCGCUGA